AUGGCGGAGUCCCGGGCACCAGGAAGCCGCUGCGUGGGCGACGUCCUCUUCGUGUGGCUAAGCGCCUCAGCGCACCUCAGCGUGUCGCCGCCGCGGGGCCUCGGCGGCCGCGUGCGUUGCACCCUAGGCAGCAAGCGGGAAACGGCGUCAGAGAUGGCGAAGGACGUGCAGCUCAACUUGCAAGCUCAAUGGAGGCAAGAACAUGUCAUGACAGGCCGGGUGUCCUUCACGCUCAGCGGGCAGGAAAGCUACGAGCUUCAGAUCGAGGAGCGCUACAACUAUGUUCCUUCGGCUGUGGCAGCAUGUAUUCCGCCAGGGAGCCAGGUCGGCAAGAACCUUCUUCGGAAGGUGAGGUUGGAGAAUCGCCGUGUCGAUGUGCAUCCUUCACAUGACGAGGUGCAUUGGACGCUCACAAGCAAAGUGUGCAGACAAGGUUUGCCCACGGGCUCCAAACAUGGAAUGGGAGUUGUUCGCAUCUCCACCGCUUUGCUGGAGGCCAUGCUUUCUGAAAGGUCCACGGUGCUGACAAACUUCUUGGCGCAGUCAAGUAAUGUGGUUGCCGACGCGCAGCUGAGUUAUUCCUCGCACUUGCGUGGUGCGUCGUUGGCUGUGGUGGGGGAUGGCAGCCGCUCCCUGCAGUUGUCAAUGGCGUCGGGCUCGCUGAACGCGUCCUGUUCCAGCCAUAGCUCAACGCAACCUCGCGUUCUCUUUGCCGGGAGCUUGAGGGGCAUCAAGGCGCACAAUGUGACAAGCUUGGCGUGGCGGCAACAUGGGGCUCUUCACAUCGCUCCGGCUCUUCCACCAGACGGCGGUGGAUUGAAAAUAGAGAGUGUCAGCGUUGAGAGGCCGGGCGUGCCGAUUUCACAGCGGGCAUUGCAAACAUACACCACGGAAUUGUUUACAAAGUUCCUGCCCGACAUCAAUGAGGAGUUGGGGAAGUUCGCUUUCGUCCUGCCGCGCUCCUUGGCCCAGUUCGUCAGAUGCAAAUCGGCCGAACAGAGCGGCCAGCCAGUUUGUGGCAAUUUCGCCUUGCGGCAGCUGAAGGGCAUGCAGGGCUACCUCGAGUUCACGGAUUUCGAGAGCGACCCAGUGAUGCUUGCCUCACGGAAAGAUCCCUUCACUGGGAGCUUCAAGGUGGCGCUGCUGGGCCUUGCGAUUCUGGCUUGGCACUUGCUGGCAGAAGGCUUCGGAAAGGCGUGGCUCCUCUCGUUCAUGUCGUUUGCACUGCUGCUCCUGCUUUUUGCAGCCUGGGGCCCAGGGGGCCCAGGCAUGUGGAGCUGGCAUGGCCCCUUCGCAGACUUCAGCGUGGCAAACUUUCAGCAUUUUGGCCUGCAACGCCCCGAAAGCGUGGUCAGCAAGUUGCAGGAACACUUCGGAAAGGAAGAGGGCCGCUUCGAAGAUGAGCUUUUUGAAGAGAGCCGCUUCGAAGAUGAGCUUUUUGAAGAGGGGGGCUGCUGCCGGGAGGAAGAGGAGCCGAUGGUCGAGGAUCCCAUCGACGAUCAGCCCAAAGACGUGGAGAAGGAGUUUGCAGUGCAGAAGGAGCUUGCUCCUGGAAGCGGGAGCGCGAGCGCAGCGGCAAAGGCAGGCCCAGGACCGUCUUCAGCCAUGAGAAGGACGCUCGCCGUGGUGCCCGCAGAUCUUGAGGCCGCUCGCGCUCCAAGGGGGGCAAGUCUGCAGCUGGCAAGCGUGCUGGCAGAUCGAUCCGCAGAGGGCAAGCCUGCCGGCAAAGAUGGCAAGGGUGGCAAACGUGGCAAGCCUGGCAAGGCUGGCGAGCGUGGCAAGGGUGGCAUGGUGCGCCUUCCGCUCAGGCCGCAGCGUGCAGGGCAACGGCAGGUAUGUGUCUGGUGGCUGGGAGUCUGCAGAUGGGCAGUUCUUUCCGUUUGGCUAUGGGAGAGCCCGAGCUUGCGGCGGUGCCGGCGGAGUGGAAGCUGCUCGAUGGCAGGACCUGGCAGCUGUGGCCAAGGCUGCCAUGGAGGAGCGAUGCCGCAAUUAGGCAAAUUGCAUCACGCAUGCACCAUGCGCUAUAUCAGAGCACGCCGAGCCUGA
Molecule: messenger RNA, 2046 nt
Organism: Effrenium voratum
Lineage: Eukaryota; Dinophyceae; Suessiales; Symbiodiniaceae
Source: the annotation of a GenBank genome assembly